AACCAAAACAUAUCGAUACGUUCUCGAAGGGAUACAUACGACGUGGUCUUCUCUCGUGUUCGAAACUGGGGAGCUCCAAUCGUAUCAAUUGAGCGCACGAUCCGCGACUAUGGCCAUGGCCGAGAAAUGGAAGUUUCACAUCGCACUCGCGAUCCCACCGCACGCCGAUAUAACCAACUCGGAUAUCGCCAGCCCUACUAUAUCGACACUUAUUGGAUUCGUAACGAGAGCAAUUCUCGUUGGAUUCUUGACCCAGCACAUCAUGGGAAUGUGCCUCCGAGAUAUCAUGAGGAGCCUGAGAAUGGGGUAG
Molecule: messenger RNA, 310 nt
Organism: Periconia digitata
Lineage: Eukaryota; Fungi; Ascomycota; Dothideomycetes; Pleosporales; Periconiaceae
Source: the annotation of a GenBank genome assembly